Eurytemora carolleeae is the source of this 2491-nucleotide messenger RNA. It is a transcript of the gene Cul4, whose product is annotated as cullin-4B. The transcript has 26 exons. Gene Ontology annotation, cellular component: Cul4-RING E3 ubiquitin ligase complex. Gene Ontology annotation, biological process: protein ubiquitination; ubiquitin-dependent protein catabolic process; DNA damage response. NCBI's taxonomy places the organism in Eukaryota, Metazoa, Arthropoda, Copepoda, Calanoida, Temoridae. The coding region runs from base 74 to 2296 and encodes 740 amino acids. Gene Ontology annotation, molecular function: ubiquitin protein ligase binding. The record is from RefSeq and is a predicted model, not a curated record.
ACCAAGCUUAUAUUUGCUUGAUUCACUUCUAAAAGAGAUUUUAAGUUUUGAGGCUAUGAAGUAAUGACUGGACAUGUUACCCACUUCAGAAGCUGCAUUUUUCAAGAAAAGAGCGCAUAGAGAAUUAGCAGAAGAAGAUUUUGUUGUACUAAAGAAACCUAAAACUGACGGUAUGGAGGAUAGAAAAGAGAAUUUCUCACAGAUCCAUCCUGUCUCUAAUGGUUUUGUUGGAUCAAGGAACACUGUAGCCAAAAAGUUGGAGAUCAAGAAUCUGAAAUUUAAACCUAUUCUCCCAAAAGAUUUUCAGGAACGGAGUUGGGAGAAACUAAAGAAAGCUGUUAUCGCUAUUCAGACCGCUAAACCUAUUGAUACAAGUUUGGAGGAACUAUACCAGUUUGUGGAAAAUCUUUGCAGCCACGGAAUGGCUGAGAAGGUGUACAGUCAGCUCAAGGGUCUGAUAGAAGAGCAUGUGGCGGAGACCGUGGGACAGUUCCUUGGAGAAUUCCAGGAUAAACUUAUCUUCAUGAAGAAGAUGAAUGAGGCCUGGUCCAGUCAUUGUCAUCAGAUUAUUAUGUGCAGGUGGGAUAUUUUUAUCCAGGUAUGGCGUGUCCAUUUUGUUGAGAGGCAUGGAGAUAUGAUCGAUAGAUCGUUGAUAAAAAGUCUACUAAGAAUGUUGGUUGAUCUACAGAUCUACAAGGAUGCGUUCGAGAUUAAAUUCAUGUCCGCAACAGAGAGUCUGUACGCAGCUGAGGGUAAGCAAUUGGUGAACGAACUGGAUGUUCCGAUAUAUCUUCAUCACGCAGAGAAACGACUAAGGGAGGAGAAUGAGCGACUGCUCCACUACCUGGACAGCAGCUCCAAGUGGCAGCUUAUUCAUUGUGUAGAGAAGCAGUUGCUCUCAGAGCAUCUCAACACUAUUCUAACCAAGGGGUUGGAUAUACUAUUGGAAGAAAAUCGAUUGGAAGAUCUCUCUCUAAUGUACACUCUUCUUUGCAGAGUGUCUACCGGUAAAGCCGACCUGUGUUCUAAGAUGGCUGAAUAUGUAAAGAAACGAGGGAAAAUUAUUGUGAUAAAUCCGGAGAAAGACAAAACUAUGGUUCAGGAGCUACUAGACUUCAAGGAGAAGCUGGAUCUCAUCGUUGAGAAGUGUUUCAGGAAGAACGACAAGUUCGUCACUUCGCUCAAGGAUUCAUUUGAAUCGUUUAUCAACCAGAGACAGAACAAACCCGCAGAGAUGAUUGCAAAGUUUGUAGAUUCCAAGUUACGGGCUGGGAACAAGGAGAACGCUGAGGAGGAGAUGGAAAGGUUGCUGGAUAGGAUCAUGGUUCUCUUCAGGUUUAUCCAUGGUAAAGACGUGUUUGAAGCAUUCUAUAAGAAGGAUUUAGCUAAACGACUUCUUGUUGGGAAAUCAGCAUCAGUAGACAGUGAGAAGAGUAUGCUGAGUAAACUCAAGGCUGAAUGUGGGGCUGGAUUUACCAGUAAGCUGGAGGGAAUGUUUAAGGACAUGGAACUCUCUAGAGAUAUCAAUAAUGCAUUCAAACAGUUCCUCAAUCAUAACAGGACUGAAGGUGACAAGGUGGACCUGACUGUAAAUGUUCUAAGCAUGGCAUUCUGGCCAACCUAUCCCGUCCUUCAGAUACACAUCCCUCCACAUCUAGCCAAAUAUCAGGAGAUAUUCAACACAUUUUACAAGAGUAAGUACGCUGGGCGUAAGCUGCAGUGGCAGGCUAGUCUAGGGCACUGUAUACUCAAGGCCGAAUUUAAAACAGGUGGCAAGGAGCUCCAAGUCUCUGUCUACCAGGCUCUGUGUUUGUUGAUGUUUAACGACUGCGAUGAACUGACACUAGAUGAAUUGAAGGAGAGCACAAACAUUGAAGAUGGAGAGAUCAGGAGAACACUGCAGUCUUUGGCGUGUGGCAAGGCCCGUGUGUUGACGAAGAUUCCGAAGGGGAAGGAUAUUUUGGACGGAGAUAAGUUUGUCUUCAACAACGAGUUCACGAAUGCUCUCUACAAAAUCAAAAUUAAUCAGGUCCAGAUGAAGGAAACGAAUGCCGAGCAGAAAGCUACAGAGGAGAGUGUGUACCAGGAUCGACAAUAUCAGAUUGACGCGGCAAUUGUGCGCAUUAUGAAGACGAGGAAAACUUUGAACCAUAAUCUUCUUCUCACUGAGUUAUUUAACCAGCUAGAGUUCCCGGUCAAACCAACAGAUUUGAAGAAAAGGAUAGAAUCCUUGAUAGAUCGAGACUACAUGCAGAGGGACAAGGAUAGCUCCAACCAGUACAACUACGUUGCCUAGAUCAGCUCUAUCAUUAUCAACAUCAUGUUCAUGAUAACAUCAACGUUGUAUAAAUCAAUAGAAUUGCCUAGAUCAUCUCAAAAAAUAUAGUUCCUCCAAUUUUAUGGCGGGAGAGAGUUAAUAUUUAAAAAACAUCCAUUUUAGUGAAAUAUGCUUUUGUAAUAUUAAUCUUUGGAAUAAUAUUUUUUUUGUUCA